This is a messenger RNA of Myxocyprinus asiaticus (Chinese sucker), 2585 nucleotides long. Its product is annotated as protein NDRG3-like. The record is from RefSeq and is a predicted model, not a curated record. Lineage: Eukaryota; Metazoa; Chordata; Actinopteri; Cypriniformes; Catostomidae. Gene Ontology annotation, biological process: signal transduction. The coding region runs from base 261 to 1436 and encodes 391 amino acids. Gene Ontology annotation, cellular component: cytoplasm. The transcript has 19 exons.
GCGAAAGGAAGCAACUAGAGCACAGCCAACACACACACUAGUCUCGCACUCCACUGAUUAUAGUACGCUGUGGAAGUCGCUCGGGCCCCAUUUUAUCCAGCACGUUUUGAUCUUUGCGAACGAUGAAUGUGGUACCUUCAGGCAUUUGGAAAUUGCUCCCAAGAAUGAACCAGACUUGUGGAGGUCCACAAUGUUUUUCUGAGGUCUUGGCUCAGAGGCACUGAGUUUGAAGUAGUGACGGGCAGCUGUCAGACCUGAGUAUGGAUGAGUUACAGGAUGUGCAGUUGACUGAGAUCAAACCCCUCCUGACAGACAAGAAUGGACAGAACUUCCAGGACUUUGAUUGUCAGGAGCAUGACAUUGAGACUCCCCAUGGUGUCCUUCACGUGACUUUGAGAGGGACCCCAAAAGGAAACCGACCGGUCAUUCUCACGUAUCAUGACAUUGGACUCAAUCAUAAGUCAUGUUUCAACACGCUCUUCAACUUUGAGGACAUGCAGGAGAUCACCCAGCACUUUGCUGUGGUCCAUGUGGAUGCUCCAGGCCAACAAGAAUCUGCUGCUCCUUUCCCCACUGGGUUCCAGUAUCCCACCAUGGAUGAACUUGCCGAGAUGCUGCCUUCAGUUAUGACCCAGCUGAAAAUCAACAGUGUGAUUGGAAUCGGUGUGGGUGCAGGAGCCUAUAUCCUCACUAGACUGGCUCUGAAUGAGCCUGCUCUGGUGGAGGGGCUGGUUCUCAUCAAUGUGGAUCCCUGUGCUAAGGGCUGGAUUGACUGGGCUGCUUCAAAGCUGUCUGGGUGGACCAGUAAUCUCGUGGACAUUGUAAUGGCGCACCAUUUCAGUACGGACGAGCUGACCGAGAAUGCAGAGAUUAUUCAAACAUAUCGCCUGCACAUUGCUCAGGACAUCAACCAGGACAAUGUGGCUCUCUUCUGCCACUCUUACAACAGUCGGCGAGAUUUGGAGAUUGAGAGGCCCAUCCCUGGACUUAAUGAAAAUACAGUCAAAACACUGAAGUGUCCAGCCCUGCUAAUAGUUGGUGACUCAUCGCCAGCGGUAGAGGCUGUGGUUGAAUGCAACUCUAGGCUAAACCCAACCAAGACUACUCUACUCAAGAUGGCAGAUUGUGGUGGACUUCCCCAAGUUGUCCAACCGGGUAAACUUGCAGAGGCUUUCAAGUACUUUGUCCAGGGAAUGGGCUACAUGAUGCAUUCUUCAGCGUUCCCCCAUGUUCUGCUCAGCCAUCUGAACAGCGAAUCAGUGCCCACUGCUAGCAUGACCCGGUUGGCGCGGUCUCGCACCCACUCUGCUUCCAGUAUGGGCUCAGCAGAUGGCUCUCGCAGCCGGGCACAUACCAGCUCACAGAUGGAGGGAGCCACUGGCAGCUCCAUCCACGACAACCAGACCCGACCACAAACCAUGGAGGUCUCCUGCUAAAGCAUCCAUAACCAUGCCACCAUCUCUCCAACUGGGAUCGUCCUAAUGAAGGGAUGCAAUGUUUGACUUGUAAUCCAUGUAUUUAAAAUAUUACUGUACUUCUCCACUGCAUGGACAUGCACUAACAUUUUGCUGUUGUUUUUACCUUAAUCUUUAUUGGCUUACUACUUUAUUUCUCCAUUCUUUUAUAUUUGUGUUGUCCUUUGGAGAAAGAGGUUAGUUUUCAGUCUCUGUAUGCUUCUCAUGUAUAUAUUUUGCUGAAGGCUGUUGUAUACUGAACAAUAUUUCAAGGGUUUUCUCAUCUGUAGUGAGUCUUCUUUCCCUCUCUCGCUCUCAAAGGUCUUCCUUACCCCUUGUGUGUUUACUAUAGAGAUGACCAAACCACUUCUCUUCCUCCUUGUCAUCUAUUGUUCUUUUUGUUCUUCAUUUUCAGAACUGAUUUCUUUUUUGGGAGUUUCUCUAUUGUCAUUUGGCAGCGGCUAUUAAUGAGUUCAUUUAAAUGUAUGGCUCUGCCAUUAUAAUGUUUCUAGAACAAGAGCUAUUGACUAGCAUGUCCCUAUUUAAAGUGUGGCAUAGGAAUUUACAGUAUAUUAGUUUGGUUUAUGUUUAGAUCUUUCUUGAAAAGGUUUUACAAGUCAGUUUGGUUUCAUUUUGAUCAGUCUGGAGAGCUAUAUUAAGUUGUAUACCAGAAGCCUCUUUCUAGCAAAAAGUUGCACUUAAGUCCACUUAAAAUGCAGCUCACCAUCUGUGUUAGGCAAUUACAAAUAUUAGCUACUCUGGAACAAGCAGAUAUGCCAAUAACUGUAACCAAGAUCUAUAGCUCAAAGAACACCAUUCAGAGAACACAUAUAUACCAUAGAGAGCAGAGGGUGUCUUUCAGAUAUAAAAUUCCCUCUGCAAAGUGGAUAUCCGGAUAACCUCGAAUAAUUUUGACUACUCCAUUAGUUUCUUAAGUUUUAUUGUUAUUGGUCUAUAUUUGUAUUUCAGUGGGUGGCAGUUCUGUUGAUUACUGAUUUGUAACGCUGUUUUGAGUGAGUUUGUAAUGUGUUGUGCUUUGUCCUCCAAGCAUUUAGGGGGCGUUGUACUGCAUACUGUCUGCUGAUUAUAUCAAUUUGUACAAAUAUUGAAAUAAAGUAGUUGUACAUAAAA